Molecule: messenger RNA, 2157 nt
Organism: Fusarium vanettenii 77-13-4
Lineage: Eukaryota; Fungi; Ascomycota; Sordariomycetes; Hypocreales; Nectriaceae
Exons: 1
Biological process (GO): DNA replication initiation; DNA replication
Cellular component (GO): nucleus; replication fork protection complex
Molecular function (GO): single-stranded DNA binding; DNA replication origin binding
Source: RefSeq, a predicted model, not a curated record
UCCCCGGCAAAAAAAGAAGCUCAAUGGCCUCCGAGGUCUCCUCAUGAAGCUUUGUUGAGCACUCCCCGCGGACGAGAGCGAUACCGACGUAUGAUGGAGACAUCGCCUUCACCUUCACCGUCAAAGAGAGGUCGCAAUCUACCUUCGAUGAAUCUUUUGGCCGAGAUCGAAAAUGAUGAAGAAGAGGAUGAAGAGACAUUGGAGUUGAAGCUCCAGGAGAUUCAGGCUCGGCUGAAGUUGAAGAAGCUACAGAGUGCCAAAUCGAAAAAAGCCGAAGUCGAUCUCCACACCACCACGUCAGAGUUGGCGAUAUCGCAAGUACGCCCAAGGCGCGCCGCAACUCCAGAGGCAAAUCCUAUCCAAGUUCCUGCGUCUCCCGUCAGACGAAUCCAGGGACCACACACUUCUCCUAGCAGGGUGCUUUUGGGGAUCGACAAGGGUCUCAAGGCUAAAGACAUUUCCUUGAAGCGCGCGUCGAGCUACAGAGAUUCUCAAACAUCGAUAGAUAUUGGUCACACAGGAGGUUAUUUGCGAAGAUCGAGAACCACGACCAAUGUGACGGAGUCGCGCCCUCUAAGCUUCAACGAGCGUAUCGCCUCGGUGAGGACAGAAGAGGCUGCACGAACCCAACGUCAGGAAAAGAUUCAAAAGUUGAGAUCGAAUGCCUUUGGGAUUGGUCAGGAUGAGAUGGAAAGAUACAAGAAGAAUGCUGUCGACAUCCCGGAUGAACCACUUCAGGCCCCAGCCUUCUCCAGAGAAGAGAUCAUGUCCACCAAGCCGCAAACAAGGCCGACCCAGGAGAGUCGAAAGAAGAAAACACCACCCGGUGAGGUCCCCGAAGACCAAGCCGCUGGAUUCGAACCAUAUUCAAGCUUUCAUUUGUCAAAACGGAUUAUCCCUCAUGGUGUCCUCGCCCGCCAUGUGUCAGGCAAAAAGGUCUAUACACUCAAGGAUCUCCUCAGAGUUGUCAAAGCACCUGACUUUGCUUUACCCGAUGUGGAACAUGACAUUGUCGUGUUUGGAAUCCUGGCCAAAAAGUCGGAACCUCGUGCACACAAGCCAACUCAAGGACGGAAUGGCAAAACAGAGGACCGAGGAAAGUACAUGGUCAUGACACUGGUGGAUCUGGAAUGGGAACUGGACCUUUUUCUCUUCAACUCGGGCUUUACACGGUAUUGGAAGCUCACUGAAGGGACUGUUAUUGCGAUCCUCAACCCUAAUCUAAUGCCACCGCCACCAGGGAGACAAGACACUGGACGGUUCAGUCUUGUCAUCAACUCGGACGACGAUUCCAUCAUUGAGAUUGGCACAUCCCGUGAUCUAGGGGGCUGCCAAUCCGUCAAGAAGGAUGGCGAGUUGUGUGGUUCGUGGAUCAACAAGAAGCGAACUCACUACUGCGAAUUUCACUCAAACGAAGCUAUCCGCAAGCAGAGAGGAACCAGAUUGGAAGUGAACGGCAGCAGCUUUGGGGCAAGGAAGAACAACUCUAGAGAGGUACACAACUGGGGCCAGGAAAAGAAGCAAGAGUCGUCCAGGAAGUACGACUGGGAGACCAAGACACACUGGUUUGCGUCACGGACUAUGAGUGCUUCCGACUUGAUUGAUGGAAAGGACAGAACCCCCAACGACCGCAAGGAAAGGGCCGAGUUUAUCAAGAGAGACUUGGAGGCCAAGGAGAGAGAGCGAGACAUGAUGAAGAAGCUCGGACAGAUUGGAAAUGCAGCAGGAAGGGAAUACAUGCGGCUAGGAUCACGAGCAGCACCAGGCACAUCACAGUCGAGCCAGGCAUCGAACCAGGUAUCGGACUCCGAAAUCUACAGACCCGACGCCAAAUCUCUGGGGCUCUUGGGUAGAGAUCCCGCCAUCCAUCUCAGCCCUGUCAAACGCAAACGGCCUGACAGCUCACAAGCAGGUUCCCAAGACGGUUCACUCGGUAGCAGCAGACAAUCAGCAUUCGGCUGGGGAAGCAACCUCAGGGACAAACUCUCCAAGAUGAAAGAAGGAGAGAAGCUACGCAACGAUCAACCAGUACGGAAAAAGACUAGAUUCGUGACGGACAAGGGAAUUCGCGAAGCCGGCAGAGAGAGCCUCGGCAAUGAACUCGUCGAGCGGCAGGUCAGGCUCGAAGACGAUGAUGACGAACUUGUUAUUGUAUAA